Molecule: messenger RNA, 2847 nt
Organism: Parnassius apollo (apollo)
Lineage: Eukaryota; Metazoa; Arthropoda; Insecta; Lepidoptera; Papilionidae
Source: the annotation of a GenBank genome assembly
AUGAACUAUCCUGAUGAAUCCGGAAGCAGACUCUCUGGAACGUUGUCCCAUAUCCUUGAUCCAGGAAAAAUUACCGACAGUCAAACUAGCGAAAAACUACGCGGUAAGACAAAUAAUAUUGUUUUAGAAAAUGAACAACAAUCAAAAACAUCCUCCACAUGUGACUUUUAUAAUAGACUCAUUCAAACAGAUGCUCGAAUUAAAAAAUUAAAAAAAGAAACGGAAGAAUUAAAUGUUUACAGCUCUGCUGGUGACAUUAGUAUGAAACCCAUUUCAGACAGGUACAAAAGAUCGUUGAUGUCAAUAAACAGUCCAUUAUAUAGUCCUCCGGAAAGACGAGAAUCUGACUAUAGUGAUAAAAUAGAUUUAAAUAAAUUUAAUUUAUUUUACCCACCGUUUGUUGCCUUAAAAGAAUACAAAGAAGUAAGCACACCAACAAGAAUAAAAAGAGCUGAAGGAGAAGUAUAUGACGAUGAGCCUUCUGGUAUUGUCAUAGAAAAGAAAAAGGUCAUGGUUCAAUAUGGUCCAUUUGACCGAAAACGAAAUUUUCCUAAAUGUUCACAUUCUCCGAAAGAGUCAAAAUCGCACGAAAAGCAACUAAAGCAUCCAUUCUACAAGAAUUCGCAGCGAUUGGACGAACUUUUGGAUCAACUGCUAGAUAAAAAUAUGGAUACAAUCAUAGCAAACCCUUUUGAGUUAGACGUUUUAGUGAGUAGGAAAGACAAAUGUAAACAUUCUAAACAAGACGAAGCGGUUACUGCCAAAAAUGAUCAAGAAGUACAAAAACAAGUUUCUGCAAGAGCAACGAAGACAACAGUCUCUGAAACUAUUUCGAAGUCAACAGAAUUUAAGAGAAGGAGCAUUGGUUACGAUUCAAAGUCAGGUUUGAUUGACAAAGAACCACCGCAUAAAUAUGAAGAUAAAAAGGGGUAUGGAUAUGCUUUUCUAUCAACUACCCCACUCUACGAUAUUGUCUUAAGUGUAUCGACAUUAAUAAAUUCCGAAAGCACCGAAAGCAUAAAUGUUUUAACGGAUGACGCGGGAACACAUCAAAGCAAGCGUAAACUACUUCAAUUCAAUGAAGAAGAUAAUGAAAAUCUUGGAUACGAAGACUUCAAGGAAGUUUUAUCUGAUUAUAUGGACACUCAUGACGAGAUAGAUAAGCAAGUUGAAAGAGACAGGAGAUCGGACAAUGUAGUAAUACCAGGUAAACAAAAGUCUAAUCAAAAUGAUAUACCAUCGGUUCAUAAUCCAAACUGGAAGGGUCCGAUGCCCUUAUACCCUGAUGAAUUAAAUUUAAUAAAACACGCCGUAGUGCACAAUCCUAAGAAUGAAGGAUCUGAAGACUUAGAAGAAAUGUUAGCUCAAAAAGAAAAACUCGAAAGUCAAAUUACUAAUAACGAAUAUAUAGAAGAUUAUCUAAACAAUAAAUAUGAUAAGUUGGCGCAAGCAUAUAGCGAUUAUGGGGUAUUAGCGGAUAAAAAGGAAUCUGUUACAAAUGAAAAGAAUUUGGCUACAGAGAGUAAAAUACUUGAUAACAAAGUGGUAGCACUCACGGAAAAAGAUGAAAAUAUCAAAAAUUUACCUUCAAAAGGGAAAAAGAACGCAAAAUUGCUUUCUCCAGAACAUGAAGGAAUACAGUUUAACUUAAAUAAUGAAACACAAUUAAAAAGCAGUUUCAAUAUAUCUGGCAUUUUAUCACAACAUUUAAAAUAUUUAGAUGACAAAACAAAUCAAACAGUGCCAUAUUACUAUGAACCAAAUAAUUUCAAAAAAGUACGAGCAGAUCCAAAUAUUUUUGAUGAAAAUAUAGGUUUUACUGUAUUACGAAAGCAACGUUCUUUGAAGUCGGUUGAAACAGAAGAUUUAAAGCAAACUAAAACAGAACCGCUUGGUGAUAAUAUUAAAAAUGAUGUAUCCAGUAUAGUACCGUUAAUACAAUCAGAUGCUUCCAAAUACAAUACAAAAACGUUGAGGAACGAUUCAGUUAAAAAAAUAUCAUAUGAGCAGAGAGAUGCAUUAAAUUCAAGUCAUAGUAAAAGUUCUUCGGAUUCCAGUGAACUUUUGCAUGUUUUAUCUGAUUGGUUCUUGACCUUAGCCAAGCUCUCUGGAGAGUACAAAGAUGAUGUGCAAAUACCCGGGUACAAUUUUACACCAAAAUUUGACCAAUCCACAUCAAUGCCUGAAAAUAUCACAAAUGAAAUUAUGUACCCUAUGUAUGAUGCUGAUAUGAUAGAAAAUAUUGGUCACAGAUCAAGAGUACUUAUGUCUUUCGAUGAAAAUUAUGUACACGUGUCUAAUACAUCAACGAAUAAAACGACAGUGAUGGAACAGAAAACAUCAGAAAUUACACAAGGCAAUAUAGACACAAUAAAACAUCAGCCAUUUAUCAAUGAUACUAAAUUAAAAAAACACAUCAGUAAACCUUCAAAUGAAACAAAUUCCCUCUCGGAUAACAAAGAAAACAAAACUGUUGUGAAAAGAUGCGCAGGAGACAGUAAUCUCCUUUUCUGGAACGAUAUAUACGAUGAUGAAUACGGUGUGAAAAUAGACUAUUUGGAUAGCGAAAUGAGGAAUAAGCAUUCUGCUGAUGGUAACAAUUUCGUUAAACGUUCAGGACAGUGGAUUAAUAAGAAGUUUAAGAAAUUUGGUGAUAGUAUUCGUACUGGUUACAAUUCUGGAAAAUAUUGGAGGAGGAGAACAACAAAGAAGAGAUCUUUUCGUAGCAUCAAAGAUUACAGAGUUCGAGAUCUAAAACAAAAAAAAAUGAGUCGUCAACUCUCAGAAAAUGCCAUAGCACAAAUCCUAGAGGAUUGCAGUGACUCUGAAAGCGAAGAAAAACAAUAA